AUGCUGAGGCUUGAACUGAUAAAUGGUCCUGAUGAAGUAUUUAGGCCAGUUGAUAAGGACAGAGGCAAGAAUGCCAAGCAAUUUACAUGGGUUUUGCUUCUAAAGGCGCAUAAAGCUGUUGGUUGUGUUGCUUGGCUGGGAAAUAUUCUUUGGUCAUUGCUUGGUUCCAUUAAGAAAAGAUUGAUAUUGGGCAAAGGAGUGACUGUGGAGAAUGAGAAAUCUGGAAAAGGAAGAACCUUGUAUAGGGUCAUUAUGGGAUCUUAG
Prunus armeniaca (apricot) is the source of this 264-nucleotide messenger RNA. NCBI's taxonomy places the organism in Eukaryota, Viridiplantae, Streptophyta, Magnoliopsida, Rosales, Rosaceae. The record is from the annotation of a GenBank genome assembly.